CUAGAAACCGAGAGCACAAUGAUGAUUUUUAUAACGGUUUUAAUGCUCAAUGUGUGGGCUAUAUCGGCAGAUGAUGUACUUUCACCAAACAUAAACAUCAUUGAAGACCAGGGGAAAAUAAAGAGCAUUGAAACAGUAAUGGAAUCUCUGGAGACUGAAAUGGAGCAACUAAGAACAGAAAACAAAGAACUGACCGCCACCGUUACAGAGCAGAAAGGAAACAUCAGAGAACUGAGGGAUGAGAUGAACAAGAAAAAUGAAGAAAUUUCAAAUCUUUCAAGUCAAGUGGAGGAGUUGAGAAAGGAAAAUAGAGGUGAAAGUGUGCUUGAAUGAUGUUAAAUUCAGUCUAUACAUUCUCAGUGUAAUACAGUAAUAUAUCACAAUAUAUUUUUCAAUAACAGGCAGAGAAAUAGCUUUUUCAGCGUCACUGGUCGAUAAAUAUAUUGGUCCUUUUAGCACU
Molecule: messenger RNA, 460 nt
Organism: Megalobrama amblycephala (Wuchang bream)
Lineage: Eukaryota; Metazoa; Chordata; Actinopteri; Cypriniformes; Xenocyprididae
Product: peroxisomal and mitochondrial division factor 1-like
Exons: 3
Coding region: 19-333 (104 amino acids)
Source: RefSeq, a predicted model, not a curated record